CACAUUUCUCCCCCACUUCUCCCUUGUGAUGGAAGGCGACGAUCGCGUGGACACGGAGCAGACCUUGAACUAUGACUUUAACUUCAACAUGGUCCUGGCCAAGACGCUCAUCAGCAAGUUGGGCCUGCCCCAAGAAAGACAGCUCGCCACCGAGUGGCUGCAAAAGCUGUCCACCUCCGGCACGUCGAUGGAGGAGCUCCAGCUGCGGAACAUGUUCGCCUACUUCCUGGUGCUGAGCCUGCAGGAGGGGCAGCUGCGGCCGCCCUUCGACACCGAGCCGCCCGCCGCGCCGCUGCCCAGCCUGCAGCACCUCCUGGUCUGGCCGAUCGCUUCCUCCUCCCAAUACAGUGCCGACCGAGACCGGGGCAGCCUCUGACGACACGUGGGUGGUGCGGGUGCGGGGGGGCUCUCGGCGUAGCACCGUGGCGUGGCGACAUCUGGCGGCCGCGAAAGAAGCCACGUGGGCCGAGGAGUUUACAUGCGCCCGCUCUGCUCCGCUCCUCAAAGGUCAGGGCCUAGAUCUCCCUAAAGCCAGCCGCUU
Molecule: messenger RNA, 541 nt
Organism: Frankliniella occidentalis (western flower thrips)
Lineage: Eukaryota; Metazoa; Arthropoda; Insecta; Thysanoptera; Thripidae
Exons: 2
Coding region: 29-376 (115 amino acids)
Source: RefSeq, a predicted model, not a curated record